Molecule: messenger RNA, 1476 nt
Organism: Dovyalis caffra
Lineage: Eukaryota; Viridiplantae; Streptophyta; Magnoliopsida; Malpighiales; Salicaceae
Source: the annotation of a GenBank genome assembly
AUGGAUAGCAAUUACACAGCUAUAUCAAAGAACUCUUAUGUAGAUUUACAAAUACACGAUGAUCCUCAAAACCCAUUACCCCAAACAAAAACCCACAUCAAAUUGCACCCGCUUCAUCACGAUGAGAAUUCUAUCGAUCUCAAGGUUGACGACGAAGAAGACGACGAUCAAGAUGACUUUGACGUUGAUGAUUAUCCACUCGUUUCGAAAACGACAACAAGUACAGAUUCUGGUAUUUAUGGUGCCGUGUUUAAUCUUACUACUUCCAUUAUUGGGGCUGGGAUUAUGGCCUUACCUGCUACAAUGAAGGUUCUUGGAUUGGUUUUGGGAUUUGUCUUGAUUAUAUUGAUGGGUAUAUUGUCCGAAAUUAGCGUUGAAUUGUUAGUUAGGUUUUCGGUUCGUUGUAAGGCUACUUCUUAUGGUGAAGUUGUUCGAUCUGCCUUAGGAAAGCCUGCAAAGGUUUUGUCUGAAAUUUGCAUAAUUGUGAACAAUGCCGGUGUUUUGGUUGUGUAUUUGAUAAUUAUAGGUGAUGUUAUGUCGGGAUCGCUCCAUCACGUGGGGGUUUUCGACCAGUGGUUAGGGAAUGGGUUCUGGGAUCAUAGGAAGUUGGUGAUUUUGGUUGUCGUGGUGGUUUUUCUAGCACCCCUUUGUGCAUUGGAUAAGAUUGAUUCUUUGAGCUUGACUUCGGCUGCUUCGGUGGCUCUGGCUGUGGUUUUUGUUGUGGUAUGUUUUAUGGUUGCUUUUAUUAAGCUUAUUGAAGGGAAAAUCGAAGCCCCGAGGAUGGCUCCUGAUUUUGGUUCGAAGAGGGCUAUUUUGGAUUUGCUUGUGGUGAUUCCGAUCAUGACGAACGCUUAUGUUUGCCACUUCAAUGUUCAGCCUAUAUACAAUGAGCUUGAAGGGCGAUCACCACAGAAAAUGAACAGGGUGGGCAGGACCACCACUGUUCUCUGCGUUGUGGUUUAUGCUUCAACUGCCGUAUCAGGUUAUUUACUUUUUGGCAAGGAUACCGAGUCUGACAUCUUGACUAAUUUUGACAAAGACCUUGGAAUUCGUUUUAGCUCUGCCUUGAAUUAUAUUGUUAGGAUUGGUUACAUUCUUCAUUUGGUUCUCGUUUUUCCUGUUGUUCAUUUCUCUUUAAGACAAACAGUAGAUGCCUUGGUGUUUGAGGGAUCACCUCCGCUUUCAGAGAGUAGGAAGAGGUCUUUGUCCUUAACAGCUGUUCUAUUGGCGCUGAUUUAUCUUGGGUCUACUAUGAUUCCAAGCAUUUGGACUGCUUUCAAAUUUACAGGGGCUACAACUGCAGUUUCGUUAGGUUUUAUAUUUCCAUCUCUUGUUGCAUUGAGGUUAAGUCGGACAGGGGAGGGUUUAAGCAUUGGAGAGAAGUUUUUGUCAUGGCUGAUGUUAAUAUUAGCUAUAAUAGUUAGCAUUGUUGGAGUGAUUGGCAAUAUUUAUAGCAUUAAAAGCAGUUCUGAAUGA